Molecule: messenger RNA, 1791 nt
Organism: Pleurotus ostreatus (oyster mushroom)
Lineage: Eukaryota; Fungi; Basidiomycota; Agaricomycetes; Agaricales; Pleurotaceae
Exons: 13
Coding region: 1-1791 (596 amino acids)
Molecular function (GO): flavin adenine dinucleotide binding; oxidoreductase activity, acting on CH-OH group of donors
Source: RefSeq, a predicted model, not a curated record
AUGCUAGCGAAUACCACCAACGAUGUAUCCGCGUUCACUGCCGAAUCUUUUGAUUUUGUCGUUGUCGGUGGUGGAACGGCCGGCCUUGCAGUUGCCUCCAGAUUAUCCGAAGAUCCAAACAUCAGUGUUGGCGUGCUGGAAGCUGGUCCUGACUUAUCGGACGAUCCAAAUGUUGCAUCUGCUGGCGGGUGGCUUGUCACCGCAUACUCUCCCUCCUACGCGUGGGGAUUCGAGACCGUACCUCAACUAUACGCUGAACAAAAGAAGAUCAAUCUGCCCAGGGGUAGGCUAUUUGGUGGUUGCAGUGCCAUGAACGCUAUGAUGUGGACCCGUGCUAGCCGUCCCGAAUACAACGCCCUGGCAGAGUUAGGAAACAAUGGAUGGGACUUCGAAUCGCUGCUUCCUUAUUUCAAGAAAGCACAAUCGCAUUCUCCUCAGGAACAGGACAUAUUCCCUGGCACUGGGGUGUUAACACCUCACCAAGGGGAACGAGGGCCCAUCAAGACCUCUUUUAACACAUGGUACUCUUCGCUAAUUGCUCCCUUCAUCGAGUCCCUCAAGGCGUUAUCGUUUCAAAUUAACACCGACCCAAAUGAUGGUGAUCUGACUGGUCUUAGCAACAUUGCCAGGGCUGCUGAUGGGGAAAAGGGCACACGGCAACAUUCCGGUGUUGCGUAUCUUCAAUCGACGGCUCCAAGGAAGAAUCUUGUUGUUUUAACAAACGCACACGCAACCAAUAUUGUUCUCGACCGCGAGGGCGCAGGCUCCACCGCUCGAGGCGUCGAAUUCCUCGUAAAUAAUGUCAAGUAUACUGUGACAGCAAAGAAGGAGGUUAUUCUCUCCGCCGGCGCAUACGGUAGCCCGCGGUUACUGGAGCUAUCCGGUAUUGGGAUGCCCUCCAUCCUUGGAAAAUAUGGCAUAGAAACUAUAGUCGACCUUCCUGUCGGUGAAAACCUGCAGGAUCACCUCAUGGUAUCACUGAAUUUCUUGCUUACGCCCGAAUCCCAAGCCAAUCUCAAAGUCAUUCCUAUCUCCGUAGAUAUUGAAGAUGUUGCGGGGAAAGAUGCAAAAUCAACGUCUACAGGUGGUCCAUUUCUAUUUUCACCCCUGCGAAAGGUAGUCCCGGAGAACAACCAUGCUCGGCUUAUCGAGCUCCUCAAUGAGUAUCUAUCUUCGGAUGAUAUCAGUUUGAUGGAACGCGCCCAGUUCAACCUACAGAAGAAGUGGCUUGAGGAUCCGUAUUGCACUGCGGCGGAAGCCGAAGUCAUGUUUGCUAAUUUACCUGGUGCAGCGGGCUUGCCGCUGCCUGAUGGAUCGAUGAGUCUCUGGCUUCCUAUCGCCCAUCUUCAUCCUGCCAGCCAUGGUUACGUGCACAUCACUUCCUCCGACCCGCUCGCCAAACCUGAGAUAGAUCACAAAUACCUGAGUCGUGACUACGAUCUUCAGGCUCUGCUUCAAAUUGUCCGCUUUGUUCAGAAGAUAGUGAAGACAGGAGCGCUUGGGAAGAUCGUGACCGGGAGUGCCCUUCCGCCCCCCGACGUCCAAACAGACGAACAACUAGCCACAUGGAUCAGAGGUAAUAUCGCGACUGUGUUCCAUCCUGUUGGGAGCACCCCUAUGGCCCCUAAGGCUAUUGGCGGAGUUGUCGAUUCUACGUUGAAAGUGUAUGGGACAACCAACUUACGCGUCGUGGAUGCUGGCAUCCUCCCUCUUCAACUUGGCGCGACACCUAUGUCCACAGUCUACGCUAUCGCUGAGAAGGCAGCCGACAUGAUCAAAGCAGGGAUAUGA